CCAUCUUUGUGCUAAAGGCUAACGUGCUAAGCGAGGGGUCUCCAUCACAAGGAGGCGGAGAAGACUGCGGGCGGCAGAGAGAAGCAGUCAAAGCAGAGGACUGAACCUUCCCUGGAGAAUCGGGGAGCUCUCACACACGGGAAAGCGUGACCUAAAAGCUUGUACAAUGUCCGAUUUUGACAGCAACCCGUUCGCAGACCCGGAUUUCAGCAAUCCAUUCCAGGAUCCUUCAGUGACCCAGGUGACACGGUCUGCCCCUCCUGGUGGUCUGGAGGAGUAUAACCCCUUCACAGACGCCAGAACGGCGGCCCCUGGAAAUGCCCCUAAAUCUGCUGCUCCCCCCUCCCAGAACACACAGCCUGCCAUCAUGAAGCCCACAGAAGAGCCGCCAGCAUACUCACAGCAACAGACUCAGGAUCAAGCGCGCGCUCAGGCUGAGUUGUUGAGAAGGCAGGAGGAGUUGGAGAAGAAGGCAGCAGAGCUCGAUCGUCGGGAGCGGGAGUUACAGUCUCACGGAGCCGCAGGAGGGCGUAAGAACAACUGGCCUCCGCUGCCCGAGAAGUUCCCUGUCGGACCGUGUUUCUACCACGACAUCGCAGUGGACAUCCCGGUAGAGUUCCAGAAGACUGUCAAAAUUAUGUACAACCUCUGGAUGUUCCACGCAGGCACACUGUUUGUGAACAUGUUCGGCUGCCUGGCCUGGUUCUGCGUGGACGCCACUCGCGGAGUAGAUUUCGGCUUGGCCAUGCUGUGGUUCCUGCUCUUCACCCCCUGUUCUUUCGUCUGCUGGUACAGACCACUUUAUGGGGCUUUCAGGAGCGACAGUUCAUUCCGCUUCUUUGUCUUCUUCUUCGUCUACAUCUGUCAGUUUGGAGUUCACGUCCUCCAGUCCAUCGGCAUCACUGGCUGGGGAACUUGCGGUUGGAUCGCAGCUCUAACUGGUCUGAACACCAGCAUCCCAGUGGGCAUCAUCAUGCUACUGAUUGCAGCUCUGUUCACCGCGCUGUCUGUGGGCUCCCUCAUCAUGUUUAAAAAGGUGCACGCCCUGUAUCGUACCACUGGUGCCAGUUUCGAGAAAGCUCAGCAGGAGUUCGCGACCGGAGUCAUGUCCAACAAGACCGUUCAGACCGCGGCGGCCAACGCCGCCGCCAAUGCUGCAUCCAACGCUGCUCGCGGGGCCUUUAAACCUCAUCCAUAAACUGAAGCAUACACACACUCCCAUCGCGCUGAACCGAUGGAGAUGCACAGCUCUGCGUCUGCCGGUUCAAGGAUCGAAUCAGUUCUGUCAAUGAAUGUUACGAUGCUCAGAUUGCCCUGCGCACUUCGCCUAAGAAGUGUAAAGUAAAAAAAAAAAAAAAAAAAAAAAAAGAUACCCAAGUGACCAGAGUUGUGCAUCUUCAUCUAAAGCUAUAAAACGGUAAGAAACAAAGCCUCUCCCACUUCCACCCUGCUUUUUUCAGUCAGGUCUGCCAGCAUCCCUCCAAGCGUCCACCAAGUGACUGGAAGUGGGCUGUGAGUGUGUGGGACUUCAUCUCUGGCACUGAAACACUCCUCGCUUUCAUGCCCUUCAUUCCCCCCCCCCCCCCCCCCCCCCCCGCCCCCGAGGUGAUCCCGGGUCAGCCAGAGGUCACAGUUUUAGCAUACCUUGUUUUUGUCAUGGUGACAAACCUCCGAGCAGCUUCCUGCCUGAUGAAUCCAGUGUAGAGUCAUGAAAAGUGAUAAUCUGAUCACGGUGGUUUUGCACUUAGUUCUGUUUCCCUUGCCCACGUACUGGAAGUACAGUGUAUGCGUGAAUGGCUGGGCCUCUGUGCAAAUGUGUGCUUCACUUUUGAUGAAAAUUGUGGCUCUGACUUGUUUUUAAUUUUUAUUUUUUUAAAUAAUCCAGUGCUUGGUUAUUGAGCUCCGAAAGGUAACAUGUACCUUGUCCUAUAUCAGUGCUUCUGUCGUGAGAAAAGUACCAAUCUGGUUAUGGUAAAACGUAUUGCAUAUAAAUAAGAUGUGUGUUCUUAUUGAAGGGCCCUCGGUGAAACCUCUCAAUUGAGCGGUGAUUUCUGCUCUGACGUUCAUGGGCAUCAUCUCCAGAUCUGGCAGCAUGAUGGAGACAUGCAUGAUUAGCACAGUGAAGGUAGCUAUUUCUUUGACAGAGGAAGUUGGUGUGACUGGUUUUCACUUUUUUGUUUUUUAACGUGAAGAGCAAUUGCAUGUCCCCAGUGGCUAUUCGGAUGACGGCGACAGUUCAGGCCCGACUCACUCCAAGGAGGAAACAUGUUAGGACUGGUAUCUAGAUGUGCGUUUGUCACUAAAAUAAUGCCAUGUUCUUCAAAGUUUGGUUUAAAACUAACGCUGCUAUAAAUCUGAGAGCCGCUCAGCUGCGACUUCCCGCUGUCACGUUUCCUGUUUGAAGGGAGGAAUCGCCACAUGUAGGGAGAACCCGCCUGCCUUUUUUCACAGAAGCAGACCUGGACAGCGAUUAAGCUCUGGAUUUCUCGUGAGAUUAACCUGACAUAGUAAGCAAGCAUUGAUCCUGUGUAUAUGUACACUACACAGGCUUAACAGUCCAUUUCCAUUGAUUUCCUUCUGGUCAGGAUUACUGGCCCCAUGUUUUAUAGCCAAAAUGAACAUUGCUGUUACGGAGGACUGGACUUGAUGCACAUUCAGUUUGAUCACUAUGGUACUUUAAUUUAUAUACGAUAACAGUGUUAUUCAGCACGGCGUUGUACAGACUACUGUCACUUAAGUGUAAUAUGGGUUCCAUUUUUUUUUUUUUUUUGUGCUUUAGCAUCUCAUAGUGGUGGUGACGACUGUCUAAAGAUGUACAUGAUGACUGGACGUUACGGUGGAGGAAGUCCUCUUGUGAGCGUGAAGUCCAGGGUUCGGUGAAAAUAAGAAUGAAACUCAACAGUAUUGAUUUUGUCUGGAUUUACUUUCUAUUGUUGCACAUUUCUCGGUAUUUGUCGACCUUAGUGCAAACAUGUUUUUAUUUAUGGCAUAAUUUAAGUUGUCGGUUUUGUUUGGUUUGCUUUUACAUCUCGUUUUUAUUGUUUUCUUGCGUGGGAUUUUGUAACGACAUGAUCAUAGCAUCAGCUAGAUUUAAAAGAAAGAAAGUGUUCGACGACAUUGCAACUGGACCCUGCAAGAGGUGUGCUUGUUGUACGAGGAUGUGCGUGUGUGUGAUUUGUAUGAAAGGAAGAAGAAAAAGAAAACUCCCUCAAGUGUUAUUCUAUGUCCUGAAAAGCUGUGAGAAAUCUACCAAAUGUCCAUAUAGAUUUGUUUUCAAAUCUUGCUUUGUGAUGUGUUUUCUCUCUCCAUGUUUUACUUUAAAGAACAUCCACUUUGCUGCGUACACCCACACGAUUCCCAUGUUUCAACGAAGCCAUGCCAGUGUAGGGUAUGUCUUGAUGUGCUUGGCGGGCCGGUCUGCAGUACAGGACAAUACGUUUGAAGUUUGCUGACACAAAACUGUGUUUGACCUGUGACCAUGUUACUCACUGAAUCGGAGAAGAAACUCAUCCAAAAAAAAAAAAAAGGGACACCUGUAUAUUUUGUAAAAUUUGAAAAUUUGAUCCCCAUUAUCAAUCACAUGUAAAAAGAAGAAAAAAAAAAAAGUAAUGCACUCUUGUCUGGCCUUUGUCGCAUGUGAAAUAGUUUGAGUUUUGUAUAUUUAUGGUAUUAACAUGAAAUAAAAUUUGAAAGAAUU
This is a messenger RNA of Salarias fasciatus (jewelled blenny), 3697 nucleotides long. Its product is annotated as secretory carrier-associated membrane protein 1-like. Gene Ontology annotation, biological process: protein transport. Lineage: Eukaryota; Metazoa; Chordata; Actinopteri; Blenniiformes; Blenniidae. The record is from RefSeq and is a predicted model, not a curated record. The transcript is spliced from 9 exons. The coding region runs from base 167 to 1198 and encodes 343 amino acids. Gene Ontology annotation, cellular component: trans-Golgi network membrane; recycling endosome membrane.